[Torrubiella] hemipterigena is the source of this 1914-nucleotide messenger RNA. The record is from the annotation of a GenBank genome assembly. NCBI's taxonomy places the organism in Eukaryota, Fungi, Ascomycota, Sordariomycetes, Hypocreales, Clavicipitaceae.
AUGCCGCCACAACAAGAUAACGAGGCUCCUGGAAGGGAAUUCAGUGAUAGCGACUCUGUUGAAUCAUUUAAUUCCGACAACGAUUACGAUGAGCCUCAGCAAAAGAAGCUGGCAGCCAUGCUCGACAAAGACUCGGACGAGGAAGAGCUGGAAAAACUCGUCUUGGGAGAUAUAAGCGGAUUCCGCGCACAGCUUGCAAGGAAUGACGAGGGAUUUGGCGCGACUUACGAUGAAAAUGGCAACCUGAUCCUCCGCGGCGAAGAGGAUACUGGCGACCUCGAAGAGGUUGCCGACAAUGACCUCUUCAUGCUGGACACCGGAGUCUCUGGAGGUGAAAAAGGAAGCGCGACAGUGCCCAAAGAAGACCCCAACGCCCCUGCCUGGAUCGACAGUGAUGAUGAUCGCUUGUCCGUUUCUCUGGCUAGCGCCACCCGGCUCAGAAAGCUGCGCAUCGCCGAAGACGAGGACUUUGUCAGCGGCACAGAGUACUGCAAGCGAUUGCGCCAGCAAUUUGUCCGCCUCAACCCAGCACCGGCAUGGGCCAAGCACGCAGAAGGUAGACCAGUGAAGAGGCGCCGAUCAACGAUAGAAUCAGCGUCAGAUUCAUCGGCCAGCGACAUGGACGACGAGGACGAUGUUACGGCUCAGCCAAUGGCGGCGUUCCUCCGCGACAUUAACCGCCUUACUGGGCGUGACCAGGUCAAACACCACCGCCUGCGACCGGAAGUUAUCGAUAUCCAGCGUACUCGUGAGAUCCCAGACAAGCACAAGUCGCCUGUCGAGUGCCUUUCCUUCCACCCCGAAUACCCUGUUCUCUUGUCGGCGAGCAGCGCGUCCAUCCUCUAUCUCCAUCAUAUUGCCCCCGAUGCACAGCCGACCCCGAACCCUCGACUCACAUCUGUACAAGUUAAGCAAGUUGAUAUUCGCAAGGCUGAAUUUCUCUACCCAAAGGGAGACAAAAUUGUGUUCAGUGGCCGCAGAAAAUACUUUCACACAUGGGAUCUACCGUCUGGUAUCGUGCAAAAGACAUCGCAGAUUCAAGGCCAUCAGCUCGAGCACAAGUCUAUGGAGCGCUUUAGGCUGAGUCCUUGCGGGCGCUACAUGGCCAUCGCUGCGUCAUCAAGGAAGGGCGGUGGUGCAAUUAACAUAAUCAGCGUUGCAUCUAUGCAGUGGAUUGCAUCCGCCCGACUGUCCAGCCGUCAUGGUAUUGCAGACUUUGCAUGGUGGAGCACUGGUGAUGGUCUGACUAUUUUGGGCAAGGACGGCUCGGUUGGUGAAUACAGCAUGGAAAGCCGCACGUUUCUCGGGGUCUGGCAAGAUGACGGCUGCAUCGGCGGUAUUGUUCUUGCUCUUGGCGGUCACCAAGGCCCAUCUUUACUCGGAGACGACCGCUGGGUUGCUGUUGGAUCCAACUCGGGCAUUGCCAACAUUUACGAUCGUCUUGAACUCUUACUCCCACAGAAGCAAGCUGAGGCGGAGGCUGAGGCAGAGGGUCACCAACCAAAGCUCAUUGUAGAGCAGCCGACACCUCGCCGCAUCUUUCAGCAGCUUGUAACACCGAUUACCGUGAUGGCGUUCUCACCUGAUGGCCAGCUAUUUGCCUUUGGAAGCAGAGAGAAGAAGGAUGCACUGAAAUUGGUACAUCUACCUACCUGCACCGUCUACCGAAACUGGCCUACGGAACAGACUGCGCUCGGAAGAAUCACAACAGUCGCAUUCUCUCGGGAAAGUGAUCUGUUGGCCGUUGGUAACGACACAGGCAAGAUUCGCUUGUGGGAGAUUCGUGCUUAGAGUGGCGACGUGCCAGCGAUAGACCUGUGAUAUUACUGAUGACGGAGAAACUGUGCUCUUCUUUUGCUUUCUUUGCAAGUAUAGAUUUGGAGAUAUGAACAGACAUAAUAUAUUCUAUAUAUU